Iphiclides podalirius (scarce swallowtail) is the source of this 3177-nucleotide messenger RNA. Lineage: Eukaryota; Metazoa; Arthropoda; Insecta; Lepidoptera; Papilionidae. The record is from the annotation of a GenBank genome assembly.
AUGCUGUUUUCUGGAUUUACCGCCCUCGUGGCACUGCUCUCUAUAGGAGCAGUGCACUGCGAGGAUGAGACGAUAGGCCCGAUAUUCAUGAAAGAGCCCCCGAACCGAGUGGACUUCAGCAACACGACCGGGGCCGUAGUGGAAUGCGCCGCGCGGGGAUCCCCCGCCCCCGACGUCAUCUGGGUACGAGCUGAUGGGACCGCGGUUGGAGACGUGCCAGGACUGCGACAGGUUUUGCCGAACGGAAAUCUCGUCUUUCCACCGUUCCGCGCAGAGGAUUACCGUCAGGAGGUUCACGCUCAGGUCUAUGCUUGUCUGGCCAGGAAUCCAGUUGGUACUAUCCAUUCCCGUGACGUUAAUGUCAGAGCUGUGGUCCAACAACAGUAUGAAUCAGAGGUUAACAAUGAAUACGUCAUACGCGGUAAUUCAGCCAUUCUCAAGUGCUCGAUACCAUCGUUUGUGGCGGACUUUGUGAGUGUUGUCUCAUGGCAUGAUGAGUCCGACAACGCGUUUACCCCCGCCGAGAAUGAUGAACGGAAUGUUGUAAAUCAGUUUUACGAAGCAGAGAUUCUAACAGAAUACGUCAUACGCGGUAAUGCUGCGGUCUUAAAAUGCUCGAUUCCAUCGUUCGUAGCGGACUUUGUCAAAGUAGAAGCGUGGAUCGAUGAAGAAGGAACAGUAAUUACUUAUUCUGAAGACCUCGUUGUGUCACAGUAUUACGUGACCGAAGCCGAAAAUGAGUACGUGAUUAGAGGGAACGCUGCUAUUGUUCGAUGCAAGAUCCCGUCUUUCGUAAGCGACUUCGUGCAAGUGGAAGCUUGGAUUAUGGAUGACGGGCUAAUACUCACAAUGAAUCACACUAACAUAUCGGAUGUUGUAACACAAGCUUAUACCAUAAACCUAAUGGAGGAAAGCGUUUUACGUGGAAACGCCGCGGUGCUAAAAUGCCAUAUUUCGACAUUUGUGACUGAAUACGUUAGCGUGUCUUCUUGGAUCAUUUCCGAGGGUGAUAUAGAUGAAUUGGAGAUUAAAGCAGAGUCUAAUGAAUGGGAGGGUAAAUACCUAGUUCUUCCAUCUGGAGAGUUACAUAUCCGUGAUGUUGGACCCGAGGAUGGUUACAAAUCGUACCAAUGUCGUACUAAGCAUAGACUCACCGGAGAGACUCGGUUAUCUGCUACGAAAGGACGCCUGGUUAUUACAGAGCCUAUAGGGCGCGUGCCACCUAAACUGUCAACAACCCAAGUGAGCAUCACUUUCACGACGACGUUGGAUACGUCAUUUACGUUACUCUGCCCCGCGCAGGCCUUUCCUGUCCCCAUAUUCAGGCUCAAGCGUAUCCUGUUCCAAUAUUCAGAACCGGUUACCGCUAGAGCUCCGGCUUUUCCAACGACCGCGUCGUCUUACAAUUAUGAUAUUGAAGCGAAUUCUGGUGGUUCAAUGCUUUGUCAGGCACAGGGGUACCCUCAUCCGAUGUUCAGGAAAGAUUCAACUAAGCACUUUGAAGGUUGGGAGGUUCACUUCGUGUCGCGGCGCGAUGUAGCAUAUCUUACGUGUCAAGUCUCUGCGUACCCCGUGCCCGUGUUUAGAUGGUACAAGUUUAUCGACGGUACAACCAGGAAACAACCAGUUGUUUUGAACGACAGAGUAAAACAAGUGUCUGGAACAUUGAUCAUUAAGGAAGCCAAAGUUGAGGACUCUGGAAAAUAUUUGUGCGUAGUUAACAACUCCGUUGGCGGUGAAUCUGUUGAGACAGUACUUACUGUGACCGCACCUCUUAAGGCUACUGUUGAGCCCGCCACCCAAACCGUUGAUUUUGGCAGACCCGCUGUGUUCACGUGCCGUUAUGAGGGCAACCCCGUAAAAACUAUUACCUGGCUGAAGGACGGAAAGGACAUGAACCAUCACGACACCAUCUUAAGGAUUGAAUCUGUUAAGAAAGAGGACAAGGGCAUGUACCAGUGUUUCAUCAGGAACGAUCAAGAGAGUGCCGGUGCAAGUGCUGAACUUAAACUCGGUGGACGAUUCGAACCGCCCCUAAUCCGGCACAGCUUCGGCGAGCAGACCCUCAGGUCGGGCCCCUCCUUGAGGCUGAAGUGCGUCGCCUCCGGAAACCCGACCCCCGACAUCGCGUGGCUCCUGGACGGCGAGAAGCUGAGCAGCGGCGAGCGCCUUCAGAUCGGACAAUUCGUCACCGCCGACGGCAACGUCGAAUCCCACCUUAACAUCUCCUCGGUGCACACCAACGACGGCGGACUGUACUCCUGCAUCGCGUCCAGCAAGGUCGGCAGCGCCUCCCACGCGGCGCGCGUCAACGUCUACGGCCUGCCUUACGUGCGCCCGAUGAAGAAGCGGCCGGUCGUGGCAGGAGACACCCUUAUCGCCCACUGCCCUGUCGCCGGCUACCCCAUCGAGUCCAUCGUCUGGGAACGCGACAACCGCGUGCUGCCUAUAAACCGAAAACAGAAGGUCUUCCCCAACGGCACCCUGGUGAUUGAGAACGUGGAACGUAUGAGUGACCAAGCCACCUACACCUGCGUCGCCAAGAACUCCCAAGGAUACACCGCCAAAGGAACGCUCGAACUUCAAGUCAUGGUGCCGCCGCAAAUACUGCCGUUCGAGUUCGGCGGCGAGCCAGCCAACGCCGGCGACCUUGCCUCGGUCACGUGCGCGGUCAACAAGGGCGACCAGCCCCUAAACAUUAGCUGGACCCUCAACGGGCAGCCGCUGAGGAACGAGCUCGGCGUAACCCUGACCGGCAUCAACAAAAAGACCUCGAUACUGAACAUCGAUUCCGUUGCCGCGAUCCACCGGGGCGUGUACUGCUGUGUGGCAAGCAAUCAGGCCGGCUCCGCUAACCACAGCGCUGUACUCGAAGUCAACGUUCCUCCGCAAAUCACUCCGUUCGAAUUCGGCGAGGAGAUACUGAACGAGGGCGAAACGGCCUCCGUGUCUUGCGUUAUGAGUAAAGGCGAUCUUCCAGUCACGUUCAAGUGGCUUUUCAAUGGGGAGGAGAUAAGACCACAUAACCCCCUGAGCAUCGUACUCACGACGAUCAGCAAGAAAACCUCCAUACUUAACAUAGAAGCGGUCAACUACGCUCACCGUGGUUCAUACACUUGCCAGUUAAAAAAUGCGGCCGGCGAAACCAACCACACCACGUUGCUUAGUGUUAAUGGU